Bufo gargarizans (Asiatic toad) is the source of this 2585-nucleotide messenger RNA. It is a transcript of the gene NKX2-3, whose product is annotated as NK2 homeobox 3. Gene Ontology annotation, molecular function: DNA-binding transcription factor activity, RNA polymerase II-specific; RNA polymerase II cis-regulatory region sequence-specific DNA binding. Bases 362 to 1324 code for a protein of 320 amino acids. Gene Ontology annotation, biological process: regulation of transcription by RNA polymerase II; cell differentiation. The record is from RefSeq and is a predicted model, not a curated record. Gene Ontology annotation, cellular component: nucleus. The transcript is spliced from 3 exons. NCBI's taxonomy places the organism in Eukaryota, Metazoa, Chordata, Amphibia, Anura, Bufonidae.
AGAAGCCACCCUGAAGAUCUGGAAUAGACUCCUUCGGUCCCCCAAUACUGACCUAUAGAUCUCCAUUAUUGACCUCAAGACUUCGGUUAUGUUGGGGACUCUGCAAAAAAUGCUCCAGACAGGAAAGAGGCCUGCAUGAUUGACAGUCUCCUGGGAUGACGUCACCAGAAAGGGUGGGGUCUGUGGAGCAGGCAGUACCCCAUGCCUCAGCUAUUCCCAACCCUGCCUGUAACAAAACCCAGAGAAGCAGAGGCCAGGCUAAUGGAGGCUAUGUAGAGUGAGGACUGCAGCAGUGUCUCCUGGAUCGUCAACCCCCAGCACAGGAUUUAUCCACUAUCUGGACUUUAUAAAACCUGACCUGAUGAUGUUACCAAGUCCAGUCACCUCCACACCAUUCUCUGUGAAGGACAUUCUCAACAGGGAGCCCCAGGGGCAGCAGCCACCCCACUCCAGGGGGCACCUGGCACAGGAUCUGGAGGCUGAGUUCAGCCAGGCUGCAUGCAUGCUGGGGGACAGAUCUGUCUACACAGACAGCAAUGACAAAAUCUCCUACCUGAACUCUAUAGGGACAGCAGAGGGCCAUGGAGAGGUAGGGAUCUCUCCUGAAGCCUAUGUACAUGCAGCUCUGGACAACUGUACCCCGAAAGAAGAGGAGGAUGAGGAGGAAGAAGACUCUCUCAGGGACAGGGGUCACAAAGCUUGCUUUCUGAAGAAAUCCCCCCAUGAUGAAGACAAGCAGGAGGACCUGGACAGGCCCAAGCAGAGGAGCCGCAGGAAGCCCCGGGUGCUCUUCUCCCAGGCCCAGGUCUUUGAGCUGGAGAGGAGGUUCAAGCAGCAAAGAUACCUGUCAGCCCCAGAAAGGGAACACCUGGCUAACAGCCUGAAACUCACCUCUACCCAGGUGAAAAUCUGGUUCCAAAACAGGAGAUACAAGUGCAAAAGACAAAGGCAAGACAAGUCACUGGAGAUGGGCAGCCACCACCCACCUCCACCACCCAGGAGGGUGGCAGUGCCAGUGCUGGUGAGGGAUGGCAAGCCCUGCAUUGCUGGCAGCCAGAGCUAUAACAGUGGUUAUAAUGUAGCUGCCAGCCCCUACUCUUAUAAUAGUUACCCUACCUACAGCUACAACAACAGCUCUUCCUACAACAGCAACUACAGCUGCAACUACUCGGGCAUCCCUUCCAUCCAGCACAAUGCAGGGACUAAUCCAUUUGUAAACAUGGGCAACCUGAGCCAGCUGGGCAAUGCCUCCCAGCCACAGAACCACACAGGGGCAUCCCUGCCAUCCUGCCAAGGGACACUACAAGGGAUUUGUGCCUGGUAGGACUGCUGGGACAGACAUUAUGAUGUAUUAUUGGAUAUAGGAAAUAUAUAAAUCUAUCUAUCUGAUCACAGGAGAGAUCCUCGGGAUCCAGUGCUCUCUGCUGUGUGGCCUGUGGAGUGUCACCAGCAUAUCAGAUAAAUUGCAAAGAGCCUUGUAUGAACCCCACCAGGAUCCAGGUGAAGCCUUAACCCUUUAUAUCUCUUGCUCCAAGACUGCACAUGAUGUAUAGACAGCAAUAACUGCAGGCAUAGUAAAGAAGUGCAACCCCUUCUGUGCCCAUCCUACCCCAGAUUUUAGAAGGUGCCACCUGUCAAUGUCAGCAUUCUGGUCAAAUAAACACUUAUUUAUGUUAAGCCAGCAAUGGACUACUGGACUACUACUCUCAGCAGGCUAACAGAGCAUGUUGGGACUUGUAGUCGUUUUACAGUAGUUGAAGAUUUGCCUGCAGCCAAAGUAUUCCACAAGUACAAGCAGUCAAUUCCUCCAGAGAUCAUGAGAAGAUUUAUAUAUAACGCUGACAGGUCUGCACCCCACCCCCAUAGAAGUGGCAUGCAAUUUGUGACUCAACAAAUGUUACCGUGACACUACCCACGGACUAUAUUGGGAGUGGUAGUUUCAUAGAAGCUGUACAGCCACAAGCUGCAGACCACUACUCUGAACCCCCCGAUGUAUAUAUUGACCGAUUCUAAAUUCAUAAACAUAUAUGAACCUACCAUAUGUAUGCCGACAAGCAGGGCUAAGUGACAAAGUCAACUCUGCUACAUCCAUAUCUGUGUAUGUACCAGUAGUAAGCCCUUGCCCCCUGUUUCCCUGUGUGUUGCUGGAAAUCCUUAUUUAUCAGUAUAUUCCUGUUUGAGUUACAUUAUGCAGCAUUGAUCUGUCACCUGUGACUCUCCAAGCUGGUGAGAAGCUACAGCUCCUGGGUGCACAGGCAGGCCAUGCUGGGAGUUGUAGUUACCCAGCAGCUGGAGAGCAGUAGGUUUCAGGGCCCUAUGUGUACAGUAUUCUCUGUUACCGUUGUCUGUAUCAUAGAAAAGAACGAACACUAAUUGUACAAAAGCCUGUUUUAUUACUGUACAGAGCACCUUCUACUUCCUGACAAUCUCCAGGUGAAUGCACUAGACCCUGAAUAAACGAGGUGCAAUAUCCACUGUGUGUGUCUGUGUGUGCAGGGGGUCUCGAUCAGGGGUGCAGUCUUCAUCUGUAAGGUUUAGACCUAUCCGACUCUGUCUAUGUCUGUCUAUCCCAUAUCUAUCUAUCU